Molecule: messenger RNA, 1323 nt
Organism: Anopheles marshallii
Lineage: Eukaryota; Metazoa; Arthropoda; Insecta; Diptera; Culicidae
Gene: Alg1
Product: chitobiosyldiphosphodolichol beta-mannosyltransferase
Exons: 3
Coding region: 1-1323 (440 amino acids)
Cellular component (GO): endoplasmic reticulum
Molecular function (GO): mannosyltransferase activity
Source: RefSeq, a predicted model, not a curated record
AUGAGCGAAAAGAAUAAGGUGCAAAAUGCGUGCGUUAUCGUGCUGGGAGACAUUGGUCGAAGUCCCCGGAUGCAGUACCAUGUGAAGAGCCUGUCGGAAAACGAUUUCUCGGUAGACUUCAUUGGUUAUGUGCAUUCGUCGCCGUUGGAAGAAAUCAGAACUAGCCCAAAUGUGCGAAUACACGAACUAAACCCUUUUCCCGAGCUAGAAUUACCGAAUAUUCUAAAAUACCUCUUUAAGACAGUAUGGCAAGCGCUAGGUUUACUGAUCACUCUGAUCAGCAUUCCGAGACCGAAGUUUAUACUUUGUCAGAAUCCUCCGGCAAUCCCUGCCGUUAUUGUUGCAUACCUGUAUUGCUUGUUUGCUCGCUCGAAACUUAUAAUUGAUUGGCACAACUACACGUACUCGAUUCUGGCCCUCGAGUCGCCAGACUCACCGAUCGUCCGCAUUGCAAAGCGGAUAGAAGCAUUCUUCGGGGCAAGAGCAGCCGAUAGUUUCUGCGUAACAAAAGCAAUGAAGGAAGAUCUUUAUACCCGUUGGAACGUUAGAGCAACUGUUUUGUAUGAUCGUCCACCACAGCAAUUUCAGAGUAUCUCGCUUGGGGAUAAACAUAACGUUUUUCUACGCCUUGGAGAACAUAUUAGCGCUUUUCGCACAGAACGUGAGGCAGAAGAUGAAGACAUUGUAGAGCGUACGGCGUUUACCACAAAGCACCGAAACGGAGAGGUGAAAUUUCGUGACUCAAGGCCGGGUUUAUUAGUGUCCAGUACUAGCUGGACCCCCGAUGAAGAUUUUAGCAUGCUAAUCAGCGCCCUAGAUCAGUACGAGCGAGAUGCUCUUGAGCAACCAUUGCAUUAUCCAGACAUUGUGUGCAUAAUUACCGGCAAAGGACCAUUGAAAGAACAUUAUAGCAAAAUUGUCAAAGCAAAGUCGUGGAAAAGAGUGACUGUGGAAAUGCCAUGGUUGGAAAAUGAAGACUAUCCAAAACUGUUGGCUAGUAGCGAUUUGGGCGUGUGCCUACACUACAGUUCCAGUGGUCUUGAUUUGCCCAUGAAGGUUGUUGAUAUGUUUGGUUCCGGUUUACCGGUUUGUGCCGUACACUUCGAUUGCAUCGACGAACUAGUGAAGCAUGCCGAAAAUGGGUUCGUUUUUCAGCACCACCAGGAACUGGCGGAGCAAAUCGGUCACUGGUUCUAUGACUUUCCCAGUAACAUUGCCUUAGCGAACAUGAAGCAGGAUAUACAGAAACAUUUGAAACAGUUUCAGGGACUGAGAUGGACCGAAAACUGGAAAAAUGUUGCGUUGCCAGUGUUCAAAAACUAG